Alosa alosa (allis shad) is the source of this 2496-nucleotide messenger RNA. Its product is annotated as E3 ubiquitin-protein ligase TRIM35-like. The transcript is spliced from 6 exons. Bases 687 to 1751 code for a protein of 354 amino acids. Gene Ontology annotation, molecular function: zinc ion binding. Lineage: Eukaryota; Metazoa; Chordata; Actinopteri; Clupeiformes; Clupeidae. The record is from RefSeq and is a predicted model, not a curated record.
UCAGGUGGGUGAAGGGAGACUAAAUGACUCCAUGUCAUUAAUACCGCCAUAGAAAUGUCAUAGCCCUACUUGCUGCUUACCUUCACUUUCAAUGAUAGCAGCUGAACUAGGCCUACUGACAUAAUGACAUGAAAGACGUGAUUCAUAGCUCAGAACCCGUUGCCACGGUCUUAUUUUUGCAGUGGUCAUUAUAGCAAAGAUCCUUGAUUACUGACCAAGAUAGAGCAACGGAAUUUGUUCGCUCCGCUUCAACACUGUCUGAUUAUAGGCUACAAAAUUAUUGUUAUAUAGGCCCCAUUCUUACCAUAAAAGGAUAUUGGCAUUUAUAUGCCGAUAAAUAGAUCAGAAUUUUACGUUGGUUGCCUGUGAUUGAUGUAGGCUAUUUAAAUUCACUUCACCAGAGAGAUCUCGUCCGAGUCGCUAUCUUGACAUAGCUUUCCCCCUCGGAGUCCUCAAACUUGGACCCGAAAUCCCCGCCUUCUCUGUUCGCUGAAUGAGGAAGUUUACAUAGAGCCUGGGCGUGUCUGUAGGACUUUGCCAGUUAUCAGACGCGCACUCUUUCAGUAAACAGAAGUCAGAGGUAAACAAUGAAGCGAGUGUAAAGGUCAUAUUGAAGGCUAAACCGAGAGACUUGUCAAAGCGAAGUUAGAAACUGCUAUCCAGACAGACUUUUCACUGGAGAGAAAAUGGCUUCAGCAUUAGAUGACGAUUUAUUCUGUGUUGUGUGCCAUGACGUCUUUAAGAACCCUGUUGUACUUUCAUGCAAUCACAUCUUCUGUAAAGUCUGUCUGCAGAAGUUCUGGAAGAGCAAAAAAUCCAGAGAAUGUCCACUCUGCAGGAGGAGGUCAUCGAGAGAACGCCCUCUUUCAAAUCCGGUCUUCUUAGGGGAGUUCUGCAGUCGUCGGCAUAGUGAGAAACUGAAGUUCUUCUGUGUGGAUGAUAAACAGCCUGUGUGUGUGGUGUGUCGAGACUCAAGAGAACACACCAACCACACGUUCCAGGAAGCAGCUGACCUAAAGGUGGGAAUGAAGAUUAGCAUAGAGUUCUUAAAGAAGAAGCUAAAGAUCUUUGAAGAAGCAAAAACCACCCGAGACCAAACAGCAGAAGACAUUAAGACUCAGGCCCAACACACAGAGAAGCAGAUCCAUGAGGAGUUUGAGAAGCUUCACCAGUUUCUACGAGAUGAAGAGGCAGCCAGGAUAGCUGCACUGCGGGAGGAAGAGGAGUGGAGGGGUCGGGUGAUGAAGGAGGAGAUUGAAAAGAUGAGCAGAGAGAUCUCAUUUCUUUCAGACACAAUCAGAGCCAUAGAGGAGGAGAUGGGAGCUGAUGAUGUCACAUUCUUGCAGAACUACAAGAGCCCAGUGGAAAGAGCCCAGUGCACACUGCAGGAUCCAGAGAGGGUUUCAGGAGUUCUGAUCAAUGUGGCAAAGCACCUGGACAACCUGAAGUUCAGUGUCUGGGAGAAGAUGAGGAAGAUUGUUCAGUGCACUCCUGUGACUCUGGAUCCCCUAAGUGCCCACCCAGAUCUCCUCCUGUCUGAGGAUCUGACUAGUGUGAGAUAUAUGAGUAAGAAUAUAUUUAGGUUUGAUAAGUAUCACAGUGUGGUGGGCUCUGAGGGCUUCAAUACAGGGACUCACUGCUGGGAUGUGGAGGUUGGAGAUUGCCCAAGGUGGACUGUGGGUGUGAUGAUGAGUUUUGCCCAAAAAUGUGGAGACUAUGUCACUUUGAAUGGACGCUUGUACAUGUGGUAAAAGGAUGGCCAUUAUGGAGUAGGACAUUCAGGCACCCAAACGCCCUACACUCUCCUUAAAGUGCAGCAGAAACUCCAGAGGAUCAGAGUGCAGCUGGACUGUGACAGAGAAGAGCUGUCAUUCUAUGACCUUGAUAAUAACACACACCUACACACUCUCUCUAGACUCUGCGCACCUACACACCAUUUUUCCAGAUACCACGAGAAAGCGUUUCCAUACUUUAAUCUGGGCUGUGUUAACUCCUCUCUGAGGAUCCUACCAGUGAGUCCUCAGCACUGAUGGAGCUGAUGGUGUCUCUGACUGGACUCUCAUAAGGCCAGUAGGUGUGAUGAUGAGAGGGGAGGUCAGAUAGGACAAGAGGUCAGGAGGUCACAUAGGUCAGGAGGUCACAUAGGACAGGAGGGGGUCAGGAGGUCAGAUAGGGCCAGGUGAUGAAUAUUGUGGAUGUGUCUUGUUGAACUGUCUGGAAUGAGUGAUAUGGGCCUUUGUUGUAGUGGUGAACAGGGUUUAGUUAUAUUAGAUUAUGAGUGAAUAGUAGGUUAGAGUUCUCAACGGGCCUGAAAAUUACAACCCGACCCGACCCGGCCCGUGGCUUUUAAAGCCCGGACCCGAUGUAACCCAACACAUCAACAUGAAUUAUCUGCCCCAACCCGGCCCACGGCCCGACCUAAAACAUACGUUUUGACUGUUAAACCCUGACUUUAUUUACGUGAAGAUUCAACACAUUAGCGUGACAAUUUACUUA